UACACUGAUUCCAGAGCUGCACUGGUACAGGGGAGGGAGCAAUGGCUAUUUAAAGAGGGUAAAAUAACACAAGAUCUUUAGUGCUGAGUAACCGCCUCCAAACAGACACAACAGGAUCAACUGAUCAUCCGUAUCACGGUUUAAAGUGGCAGGUUUUGACACCGUAGUCACGACGGUGCAUUGAUUCACUGUCUUUUUCGAGAGACUGACGAAUCCUUGGGAAGCGGGUCUGCAUAGGAGAAAAUGGGCAAAGAUUAUUACAAAAUAUUGGGAAUCGCAAAAGGAGCAUCAGACGACGACAUCAAAAAGGCGUACAGAAAACAGGCUCUGAAAUGGCAUCCUGACAAAAACAAGACGGCCAAUGCGGAGGAGAAAUUCAAGGAGGUCGCGGAGGCUUAUGAAGUUCUUAGUGAUCCAAAGCAAAGGGAAAUAUAUGACCAGUACGGCGAAGAAGGCCUUAAAGGAGGUGGAGGGGCGACCGACGGGCCAGGAGGCAACUUCACCUACACCUUCCAUGGAGAUCCUCACGCGACGUUUGCCACGUUUUUCGGGGGAGCCAAUCCUUUCGAGAUGUUUUUUGGCAGGAAAGUCAAUGGACGAGAUGACGACGACAUGGAGGUGGACGGAAAUGACCCCUUUGGUUCUUUCACGAGUUUUAACAUAAAUGGAUUUCCACGCGAGCGGCACGUUGGUCAGGGCGGCCCGCCGCGCAGGAAACAGGACCCCGCGAUCCACCACGAGCUCCGGGUGUCUCUAGAGGAGGUCUUUCACGGAUGCACCAAGCGCAUGAAAAUCUCACGCAAGCGCUUGAAUCCAGACGGUCGGACUUUGAGAAACGAGGACAAAAUCCUCACUAUUGAGAUCAAGCGCGGGUGGAAAGAGGGAACCAAAAUCACGUUUCCACGCGAGGGUGACGAAUCGCCUAAUACUAUUCCUGCCGAUAUUGUGUUUGUCAUUAAAGACAAGCCCCACGCCCACUUUCGCCGAGAGGGGUCUGAUAUCGUGUACCCGGUCCGGAUCAGUUUGCGCCAGUCAUUGUGUGGCUGCUCUGUCACCGUGUCGACGAUAGAUGGUAAAACGUGCAAUAUGAAGAUAACUGAUGUUAUCAAACCUGGCAUGAGGAAGAUCAUUGCUGGACAAGGACUGCCCUUCCCAAAGAACCCAGAACAAAGAGGGGACCUUAUUGUGGAGUUUGAUGUGAACUUUCCUGACAGUCUGCCGUCUAAUGCCAAGGAUGUCCUGAAACGACACUUACCGGUCUCAUAAAGUGAGCUUGGACAUGCUUUAGUGACAUUUCUACAUGAACAAUGCAGUCCCCUUCAUAGGUGGACUAAUAUGACAAAUCAAAUUUUGAGAAUGUGCAAUUUCAAUUUUUUAUCUAAAUGUUUGUUAAAUAUAUAUGCAUUUGUUAUAUAUCUGAUACAUAUAUAUGAAUUAUGUUGCAUGCUUGUGAAUGUCAGUGACAGUGCCAACUUAAAGUGCAAUCUGUGUCCAGUUAGUUAUUUUUAUGCUUCUUUUGGACCCACUUUAUAUUAAGUGGCCUUAACAACUAUGUACUUACAUUUAAAUUAAUCAUUU
This is a messenger RNA of Sinocyclocheilus anshuiensis, 1578 nucleotides long. RefSeq names its product DnaJ heat shock protein family (Hsp40) member B4 (gene dnajb4). The transcript has 3 exons. Gene Ontology annotation, cellular component: cytosol. The coding region runs from base 244 to 1266 and encodes 340 amino acids. Gene Ontology annotation, biological process: negative regulation of transcription by RNA polymerase II. The record is from RefSeq and is a predicted model, not a curated record. NCBI's taxonomy places the organism in Eukaryota, Metazoa, Chordata, Actinopteri, Cypriniformes, Cyprinidae. Gene Ontology annotation, molecular function: protein-folding chaperone binding.